Salvelinus namaycush (lake trout) is the source of this 2194-nucleotide messenger RNA. RefSeq names its product ubiquitin-conjugating enzyme E2 L3. Bases 16 to 579 code for a protein of 187 amino acids. The record is from RefSeq and is a predicted model, not a curated record. NCBI's taxonomy places the organism in Eukaryota, Metazoa, Chordata, Actinopteri, Salmoniformes, Salmonidae. The transcript is spliced from 4 exons.
UUUAGCAACCAGGAAAUGACAGGGCGAUUUCCACUAGAUAACCCAGCCACAAAGCCAAAACAGCUUUCCCAGAAUGACAACAGAUACCGCUCAAGUCGGAGAAAUCAAGAGCAAUAUCACAGCCAAUCACAACACUGGCGGGAACUUGAUGAAAUCCGCAAGUCUGGAAUGAAAAAUUUUCGUAACAUUCAAGUGGAUGAAUCAAAUAUUUUGACUUGGCAAGGCCUCAUUGUUCCAGACAACCCUCCAUACGAUAAAGGUGCUUUCAGAAUCGAGAUCAUCUUCCCAGCAGAGUACCCCUUCAAGCCCCCCAAGAUCACGUUCAAGACCAAGAUCUACCACCCCAACAUCGACGAGAAGGGACAGGUGUGUCUGCCUGUGAUCAGCGCAGAGAACUGGAAACCAGCCACUAAAACUGACCAAGUGAUCCAGUCCCUGAUUGCGCUGGUCAACGACCCCCAGCCAGAGCAUCCUCUCAGGGCAGACCUAGCAGAGGAAUACUCUAAGGACCGUAAAAAAUUCUUUAAGAACGCAGAAGAGUUUACAAAGAAACAUGGAGAAAAACGACCUGUGGACUGAGAACGCAAACGUGUGACUCCCUCUUCCUAUUCCCGGCCUCCUCUAUCUACUCCCCCCCUCUAUCCCCCCCUUCCAAAACCCCCCUACACCCCUCUCUGCUCUUACCCAAUCUCCUGAAAAUGCCCCCACACACGUACACACAUCCUUCUAGUCCCCCUCCUCCUGGGGCAAUAUAUCUCAGCUCCACUUCUCCCUGGCAACAGGACUGUGUCGUGAAUCAGGCAGGUUGGUCACCUCUGGGUGUCAGCUUGUGGCUGUUACUAACUUUCUACUGAUUUCUUAAAUUAUAAAAAUGCUGGAAUUAAGCCCAAGAGAGCAACUUGUUAGAGGGAACAAAAAAAAUACAAUGGAAAGAAAGAUCUAGAUGGAAAUGUUAUGCUCAAUUUGUUCAUGAUUUGUACACAGAAGUGCUGGUGCAGACCUCUGUAUAAAGAUGAUCAAGUGUUUUGAAAACUAUUUGGUAAAUGCUCAACUUGUGGUCUGAUUGUUAACCCUUUUCAUCUCACUCCUUCCCCUCACUAAAAUAUGUAACAGAAAAAAUCAACCCCAAAACCAACAAAAUGAUAAAAAAAACACUUAAAGCAUCAAGGUUCAGGUGUGUGGCGAAAUGUUUAUUUUAUAUUUCUUUUUCUUUUUUUUGCCUAUGUUGCACUUUACUCUGUGGAACUAGCUUUUAAGUUUACCAUAAAACUUCAGUUUGUCACCAAUUCAAUGGUCCAGAUGUUAUAAAAGGGAAAAAAAAGUUUGACUGAACUUGCUUUUGUAUCUUUGCGAGAUUAUCAUGAAAUGUUUUGUUCAUAUGUUGUAAAUUUAGCAGACGGUUUGACCAUGUGACAGGAAGUACUGCUCUUCAUGCCAUUGCUCACUGGCCUCUUUUCAAGGUUCUGACUAGAGGGAGUACAGCUAUGACAGCACGUAACUUUUUUGUUGUUGUAGCAGGUUAGGAGAUUUAGGUCAAGAAAUAACGUUUAUGACAUCCCAUUCCCAUUGAAACUGCUCGUCAGUCUUGCACUGUAACUGGGAGGAUAGUGGUUCCCACUCUAAAAAUCUUUCUGUGCAUCGAGGAGAUCAGCCCUAGCAAGGCACUGCACAAAUUCACCAAUCUUAAUCACAUAAUGAGUAGUUAUUUGGCAUAAAAAGUGAUUUGUGAAUGAUGAUGGCAGACGUUUAGUCAUUUAGACAUUCUUCAGCAACAACCAGCAGACCAGUACCAGUAGAACAGUAGCUGCCAUGAGGAUAUAAAUUACAUUGGACCCACCAUUGUGGAAAAUACUUUUAGAAGCUCUAGAAAUGCAUUUAUUCAUGUCUACAUUUAUUUUUGCCACGUUUAUUCUACUACAGCCACCUUAAUGCACACUUUAAAAUUGUGAGCGAAACAUAUGUAUGAAAUGUUUUUCCUUAAAGUAUCAUUUUUGGAUAUUACUAAUGUUACGGUCCCCACUACAAAACAAACAAAAAAAAUACUUAAAUACAUGUAAUUUUGUCCUUGACAUUUAAUUGAAAUACUGCAGAAUUCCUUUCAUUCUUAUGGAGAUCUGCUCCUGCUGGGGUGAGGCAAUAUGUCCGACUGGUGGCUUCAAAGCCUGUCAGUGGCCAAUAAAUAGCAUCAGCAAUC